Messenger RNA from Nerophis lumbriciformis (worm pipefish), 990 nucleotides. NCBI's taxonomy places the organism in Eukaryota, Metazoa, Chordata, Actinopteri, Syngnathiformes, Syngnathidae. The record is from RefSeq and is a predicted model, not a curated record.
AUGGCUCGUCCAUGGAGUGUGAAUGGAUUGUGGGUCUUGCUGCUGUCUGUACUGGAUUUACUGGGGACCACAGCCAGCAGUAUGGAGCCCAUCUACUGGAAUUCUCUCAAUGAAAGGUUCCGAGACGAUAAGGGCUACGUCCUUUACCCCCAGAUCGGCGACCGGCUGGACCUGAUCUGCCCUCAGCUGGACACGGCCCGCUCCACGCCGGAGUACGAGUUCUACAAGCUGUACCUGGUGUCGUCGCGGGAACAGGCGGACCGUUGCGAGGUGACCGGGCCGCCCAACAUCGUGCUAACGUGCGACGAACCCAUGCGGGAGCGCCGCUUCACCAUCAAAUUCCAGGAGUUCUCGCCUAACUUGUGGGGCCACGAGUUCAAGAGCAUGCACGACUACUACAUCAUCGCUACAUCAGAUGGGACACGUCAAGGUCUGGACAGCAUGAGGGGGGGAGUUUGUGCCACGCAGGGCAUGAAGGUGGUCCUGAAAGUGGGGCAGAGUCCAUACGGGCUACCUCCCAAGAAAGAACCAGCGGGGCGCUCCACCAACAGGAACUCAGGUAACUCCACCCAUUCCAGAGGGCCCAACACCUUCGGAGGCGCCGACGGCGGCGGUGAAAACGGGCCGCUGCAGUCGUCCAAUAUCGCCGUGAUCGCCGGCGCGGCCGGAGGUUCCGCUUUCCUGCUGCUGGUCACCGCCGUCAUCUGCGUGGUGUGCUACCGGCGGCGGCACGCCAAGCACUCGGACACCCACCACCCGCCGCUGUCGCUGUCGUCGCUCACCAGCCCCAAGCGGGGCGGCGGCGCCGGCGGCAUGGGCAGCUCCAACAACAACGGCUCCGAGCCCAGCGACAUCAUCAUCCCUCUGAGGACGUCGGACUCCGCCUACUGCCCGCACUACGAGAAAGUCAGCGGCGACUACGGACACCCCGUCUACAUUGUGCAGGAAAUGCCGCCGCAGAGCCCGGCUAACAUCUACUACAAAGUAUGA